GCCUUAUUGAGGAAGCUCAACCUGUCAAACCGGGUGGCGGAAAUAGUAACACUGCUCAUUCUUAAGUCUGUGAGGAUGAAUAGCUUUUAAUGUGCAGGUGGUUGCCGACUGGACAGGUGCGGAGGGGCACGGCUUCAGAUGACAAGUACAGGUACGGUGUCGCAUUCCGGAACAGGUAAGAAGGCCACCAGCACAGCAACGGGACAAUCACAGCACCAACCAUGACGCGGAGAAACUUUUUCGGACUCUUUCGGAAACUGACACAUGGACCUAAGUACACCCUCGUCGAUAAUGAAGCGCAUAAUCACACGCAGAAUGAAGAGCUUGAGGAACUUAAAGUGUUGAAGAAUGAUGAUUCAGUUAUUGCAGUACCUAUGAAAGAAGCCAGUUUGAAAAGUAUAGAAGAACUAGCCAGUGAUUUACAGGUUGAUUUACAUGUGGGUCUUUCCCAUUCCUCUGUUCUUGAAAGGAGAAAAAAACAUGGCUGGAAUGAAUUUAUGGUGGAUAACAAUGAGCCAAUCUGGAAAAAAUACCUGAGUCAGUUCAAGAAUCCUCUCAUUCUCCUGCUGUUCUGUUCCGCUCUAAUCAGUAUCAUCACCAAGGAGUAUGAAGAUGCAAUCAGUAUAACACUGGCAAUCAUUAUUGUUGUAACAGUGGCCUUUCUUCAAGAGUACCGCUCUGAAAAGUCAUUAGAGGAACUGAACAAGUUGGUGCCUCCUGAAUGCAAUUGCAUACGUGAAAAUGAUAUGUCACAUAUGCUAGCUAGGGAGCUGGUGCCCGGAGACAUUGUGAACAUUUCUGUUGGUGACAGAGUCCCUGCUGACAUUCGACUAAUAGAGGCUGUUGAUUUGCUAAUUGAUGAAUCAAGCUUCACAGGAGAGGUUGAACCAUGCUCAAAAACAUGUAUUACCCUCUCACAAUAUGGAGAACAGACAUCCCCCUCCAACAUUGCAUUUAUGGGCACCUUGGUUCGUUAUGGAAAUGGAAAGGGUAUUGUAAUUGGAACUGGAGAACAGUCUCAAUUUGGAGAGGUAUUUAAAAUGAUGCAGAUGGAGGAGACUCCAAAGACCCCAUUGCAGAAAAGCAUGGACAAAUUGGGAAAACAGCUUUCCAUCUUCUCAUUUAUCAUUAUUGGCAUCAUUAUGUUGAUAGGCUGGCUUCAAGGGAAAGCUCUCCUUAAUAUGUUCACCAUUGGUGUAAGCCUAGCAGUUGCUGCUAUUCCAGAAGGUCUACCAAUUGUUGUCACUGUAACUUUGGCUCUGGGUGUGAUGAGAAUGGCAAAGAAGAGGGCUAUUGUCAAGAAACUUCCUAUUGUUGAAACACUAGGUUGCUGCAAUGUGAUUUGUUCUGACAAAACGGGCACAUUAACAGCCAAUGAGAUGACUGCUACACGACUGUUUACAGCUGAUGGUGUACAUGCUGAGGUGACAGGAGUGGGAUAUAAGAAGAAUGGUGCAGUUUUAAUCAUGCCGGGAGGGGAGGUGGCUAAAGGAUUCUCCAAUGUUUCACUUGGGAAACUAGCAGAGGCUGGCUGUGUCUGCAAUAAUGCUGUUGUUAAGGAUGGAGUUUUGAUGGGACAGCCAACUGAAGGAGCCCUAAUUACACUUGCAAUGAAGAUGGAUAUUGAUUCUGUUAAGGAUUGCUACGUCAGAAUUAAAGAGUUUCCUUUUAGCUCUGAACAGAAAUGGAUGGCAGUGAAAUGUACAAGCAAGAGUCAGGAAGCAGAUGAGAAGUAUUUUAUGAAAGGUGCUUUUGAAGGUGUGAUUGAAUAUUGCAGUGAUUAUAACAGCAGUGGACUACCUGUUCCCCUUACACCUCAGAUAAAGACUGUGUAUAUAAAUGAAGAGAAGAGGCUUGGCAGAUUGGGGCUGCGGGUCUUAGCACUAGCUUCUGGACCAGAAUUGGGAAGACUAUCUUUUCUUGGUCUCAUUGGCAUUAUUGACCCACCCAAAGAAGGUGUUAAAGAAGCCAUUGAAAUGCUGCAUCAGUCUGGAGUGUCAGUGAAAAUGAUCACAGGAGAUGCCAGAGAAACUGCAGUUGCAAUAGGAGAAAAUGUAGGUAUUUGUAAAACAAGUGCUGUAACAAUGUCUGGAGAAGAACUUGAGACGCUGGAAGAUGCUGAACUUAUCUCCAAGAUUACUAAGGUGUCUGUAUUCUACAGGACAAAUCCAAAGCACAAAUUGAAAAUUAUUAAGACCUUGCAAAAAAAUAAUGCCAUAGUGGGAAUGACAGGUGAUGGUGUCAAUGAUGCCAUUGCCUUGAAAUCUGCUGAUAUUGGAGUAGCAAUGGGCUGCACUGGAACAGACGUAAGCAAAGAGGCAGCAGACAUGAUUCUGGUGAAUGAUGAUUUCUCGACGAUACUGUCUGCCAUUGAAGAAGGGAAAGGAAUAUUCCACAACAUUAAAAACUUUGUCAGAUUCCAGCUUAGCACGAGUAUCGCUGCACUCAGUUUGAUUACACUGUCAACGGUGUUCAAUUUGCCAAACCCCCUGAAUGCCAUGCAGAUUUUGUGGAUCAAUAUUAUCAUGGAUGGGCCUCCUGCACAAAGUUUGGGUGUUGAGCCUGUUGCCCGUGACGCUAUUAAGCAAGGUCCUAGAAACAUUCAAGACACUAUUCUCAGCAAAAAAUUGAUUUUGAAGAUACUCAUCUCUGCUGUCAUCAUCAUCGGAGGAACUCUCUUUAUCUUCUGGACUGAAAUUCCAGAAGAUGGCAAGGUCACACCAAGAACAACCACAAUGACUUUUACGUGUUUUGUCUUCUUUGAUAUGUUCAAUGCGUUGACCUGCCGCUCCCAGACACAGCCCAUCUAUGAAAUAGGGUUCUUCCGGAAUCACUUCUUCCUUUAUGCAGUGAUUGGAUCCAUUUUGGGACAGAUGGCUGUGAUUUAUAUACCACCAUUGCAAAAAAUCUUCCAAACAGAAAGUCUUAAGCCCCUAGAUCUGUUGGUGUUAACCGGAUUGGCCUCCACCGUGUUUGUCAUAUCAGAGCUGAUUAAAAUAUUAGAGAGAUUUGUACUGUUCUGCAAACACAAAAACCUCAGAAUAACCACUGAGCAAGUGUGAUGGAUUAAAAUAUUAUUCAUUCCAUUUACUUAGAACUGAAAAGCACACCUGCUGGAUAAUCAUGAAAACAAAUGUGAAAAGACUGGAGUUGUUCUCUAUACCUGCUGCCCAUGCAUGACAGUCUGCAUCUCUCUUCCACACCUUUCCAAGAAAAAGAAAAUGGUGCAUUUGCUUUUAAUAAAUGACACACGUGAAGAAUCAAGAAAGUAAUAAGACAAGAUAAAAAGAAUGCAGAAGUUGAAACAAACAAACAAAGAAAAUCGAUCCUUUUGGGCCUGCUUUCCAGGCUAAAGUUCUGUCUGGCGCGAUGUUGUCCCCACUUCCAUUCACAUUCUGCUACCAAAUCAAGAGAUUCACCCUGUCUCUAUCUUGUAUCUUCAUCCUCCUUGUCAGCGCUUCACACACCUCGCUUCUCAUCUCUGAACUCAGUCAGCUUUAACUCCCGUUCAUGGGGAAGAAGUGGAUCUGCAAAGUUUAUUGGGCAACCAAAUAGUGUGCCUCUUGGCAGGCCCUAAGGUUUGAAGUGCCAUUAAAGGCCUAAGCCUAGGAAGCAGCUACUGGACUGACGACUUUCUGUCUUGGAAAACAAAAUGGCAAAUUUCCUGAUAUUGUGAUGCCAUCUUCUAUCCUGGAGGCAGUUAUACAGCGAGGUAUUCAUACCAUAUGCUGUUCUUCGAGUAUUCUUGAAGGAGUACUAUAGGCUACCACCUCUACCACAAUGUACCUCUCGCAUGGGUACUCGCAGAUUAUCUUAUAUAGCACUCUCUAUGAAACCUGGUCCUAAAACUACAUGUUUGGCCUUACCAUCCCAAAACACUAGCAUAUAUUAGUAUUGUACUCUCAGUGUCAGUUGUUCCAUGUAUUUGGGCCUUGAAAGACACCAUCCCCAUACUGUUGUAUCUUUGCCGUAUAUAACAGUAUAAUGCAAAAAGCACAAAGCUUUCUAUUAUUUCUUUUUUAUACAUUUACCUUCAAAAUGAGGAGGGGUCAGACUGUACACAUUUAUGCUUUAAAGGAACACUCUACCAAAAAAUUAUUUUUUUAUGUUACUUUUAUAGUGAUAUCCAUGUUAUCAAGCAGAAUGGAAAGAAAACACUUUAUGAUAAAAUAGACGGCAACAGUGACCAGUGUUGUACAUUGGAAAAUAAUGUGAAAAACAUUCAUGGAAAGAAAAGAAAAAGUCUCAUGUAAGUUGUUUCACAUAAUUCAUGUCAGAUAUAUACAGUUGUCUUCUCAAAACAUAUAAAAUGAAUGCUUUUGUGCUAAAAUAUUGUUAUAUAGUUACUUCCAGAACUAGCACUCACUAUAAACAUUAAACUAAAUGUUGACGGGAUUGACUUUUAAAACUGAAGACAAGACUCUUAACCAAUGAAUAAGGCGAUGAGGCAGGUCUUCAGUUCAAAACGUCAAUCCUAUGAGCCUUUAGUUUCUGAUGUGUGCUGGCUACUCCAGAUCUACUCAACAGUAUUUUAGGAUGAAAGCAUAUUUUUUGCAAGAUUUGAGAUUGCGACUGGAUAACUGACAUGAAGAUUAUGCAACAUGAGCAAUAUAAAUUUUUCAUAUCGUUUUCCAUUGUACCAUUAUUUCAUAUUGUUGUUCCACUUGUCACUGUUAGCUUCUAUUAUGUCAUAAACAUUUCUCUGUCCAUUCUGCAUGAGAUUAAACAUUUUUCUCAGCCCCCACUACAAACUACAUAGGGUAUGAAACAUAUAAAAAUAUAUAUAAUUUUUAGGUGUCUUAUUCCUGUAAACUUGCUUUUUUGUUUUUCAGGGCGUUCCAAUUUUACAUUAUCUUAGUUGUAAUUUAAAUGCUAACAUACUGACAUUCAUUCUUAUAUACAAAUAAGUUACAUAUUUAUACUGUAUUUACAAUAUGGUUGUACACUCUUGUAAAUGGGCCAAAGUAACAAAUUUGUAUCCUUUCUGGGUGAGUUUCUUUCCAGCGGGCUGGAGAAAAUAAUUAUUACUUAAUGAGAAAGCUUCAAAUCAAUCAUGUAGAAUUAUUUUAAUAAGGUGAAGUUAUAUGAUCACAUACCUGUUCAUGCUUUCAAGAAUGUUGAUAGUUCUAAAGAGUAUUUAGCACUUUAUUUUUGAAUGUAACACUUCCAUAAUAAAACAGUUAACAUAUUUAUAAAGAUAUCCAAAGACCAAAAGAUACAAAUUACCUGUGAUUGUCAAACCCGAAACAACCUGCAAUGACAGCAUGCAGAAUUCCUAACUUCAAAUUUAACCAUCAAAACAUUUAAAAGAAUGUAUGCUUGAAUUUCCCACGCUAGAAACUAUUCACACAUCUCGGUCAAUCCCUGGUUACUUUAUUGUGGUUUAAGGAAUCUGAACUCCAUGCCAGAUUAAACUUUUUUUGCAUCACAGAGGUAAAUUUAAAACUGAUAAAAGAGCAGGCUGCUGUAUUUUUCUCUUGCUCUCAAAAACCUCUACUAUUCAAUGUGUCCAGACUAAAUAGCUCUAAAAACAAACUGUAUACAAUUGUUCAGUAAUUAUAACACUACAUACAAUUUGGCAGAAACAAGGUACAUUGAAAUUAUAAAUAGUAUUAUAUUGCAGCACUCCCUUUGUACAGAAACAAAUAUUUUGUGAUUUUUUUUUUAUAUAAAUGUCCAUCCGUUCACUCAGGGCUGUGAAGGACCAAAGUGCACUGGCAGCAUCAAGCACCAGACUUGAACCUCCCCCAGUCCAUCAUAGGACACACAGUCAUUUAUACAGGGACAUCUGAAACGUCACCUGUGCAGAUAAUGUGGUAGGAAGACCGGAUUAUCCUGACAAAAGCCCUCACGGACACAGGGAGAACGUGCAAACUGCACCGGUGUCUGGCUCUGGGUUUCAUAUAAGGCGUUUUGUAUUUUUGCAUCAUUAUACUUUGCUGGUUUUCUUCAAAAUUAUGGCUAAAAUAAUAAAAGGGAUCACAUUUACAGAUUAGCAAUUGUGGCUCCAAUGCGCUGUCAAACAAUACAUAAAUCUACUAUAAUAAUUUUUCUAAACUUAAAAAACAAUGGUCAAUGAUAUACAUGAAAAUAUAGCAAACAUCCAUAAAAAUUGCUAGACAGACUAAACAUUCAGUCAUGCAACAUUUUAAUUUUAUGAAAUACAAGUUCAAUCAUGAAAAUGUGCUUCCUAAAGUUAAGCUUCAUAUUUGUAUGAAUGGUUUAUAAUAUACAACAUAUCAUUUAAAGUCAUAUAUGUAAGGACUGAAAAACAGGCUCAGUGAUAACGAUAAAUCCUGCAUGUCUCUGCCUUUCAUGAUGAAGUGGCCAACUGAAGUUGUAGCAAGUGGAAGAAUAUUAAUGGCAGGGAAGCUAUUUGCAGAAAUGAACAAUGUGGAGAAAAACUACAGAAAAUGUUAUCUCAUAUGUGAAGGAAAAAAAAAACAUCAGAAAGUUUUUUUGGUAUUUUUAAAAAUAAAUAUUUUAUAGAAAGGUUGCACUUUUUGUAAAUGUAGUCAUUCUUACACCAAAUACAUUGUUGUUUAUUUUUAACAAGCAACAAAUCUGUUGCAUUGCUCAGAGUGGCUCUUUUUAUUCCAAGAGGUGCUGUUUGUAGUUCACAAAUGUACAAAUUAGUCCCAUAUUGGGACAGAAAAUAAAAUUUAAACUCAUG
Molecule: messenger RNA, 6673 nt
Organism: Polypterus senegalus (gray bichir)
Lineage: Eukaryota; Metazoa; Chordata; Cladistia; Polypteriformes; Polypteridae
Product: calcium-transporting ATPase type 2C member 2-like
Exons: 27
Coding region: 222-3062 (946 amino acids)
Biological process (GO): intracellular calcium ion homeostasis; calcium ion transmembrane transport; manganese ion transport
Cellular component (GO): plasma membrane; endoplasmic reticulum; Golgi membrane
Molecular function (GO): P-type calcium transporter activity; ATP hydrolysis activity; ATP binding
Source: RefSeq, a predicted model, not a curated record